Molecule: messenger RNA, 2275 nt
Organism: Paramacrobiotus metropolitanus
Lineage: Eukaryota; Metazoa; Tardigrada; Eutardigrada; Parachela; Macrobiotidae
Exons: 8
Coding region: 648-2192 (514 amino acids)
Source: RefSeq, a predicted model, not a curated record
UUCCUUUAUGAAUUUUAUAUUGUCGAUAAAGCUACAAUUGACACUGCGCUUAAACUAAUGUACUGCAAAACGACCAAGAUUUAAUUAACACCGAACAUCUGCAUGUUGUUGCUGUUGAAUUGUUGUUGUUGCAUAAGUAUCUGCAUAAGAAGGCGUUGUGCUAAAAAUUCGGCCAGAAACGUUGCCUGCUUGGUGACCAAAGUAGACUUGUACAUAAUCGCCGGACAAAAAGCAUGUUGACGUUUCUUGUUUGUUUACGUUUUAUAUGCAGUACAGUAAUAAAUUUCUAAUAAAGUUUUGUAAUAAUAAUUAUAAUAUUAUAAAUUACUGUUAUUUUCAAUAAGUUUUGCAGGAAAAUGUUUGUAUUUGCGCGUUUAUCACUACGGGAUAAAUACCAGUGCCACACAUAUUUAUCCCGUGGAUAAUUGCUGUGAUGUUUCCUACAAGCAGCCAAUCUCUGUGCGUUGGGCGGUUAACUGCAAGAUCUACGAGUAUGGAAAAUAAUGUGGUAGACUUCCGCGCACUGUGCAUUUUUGCAUGCUAUGCAGCUAUGGCGUCAGGAUUAUUGAAGGCUGAUUCGCGCGUGGCUCCUUAGACCGAAGAACUAUCGCAUCGUGGAUCGGAACUCCCCAUUUUGUUUUUGGGAAAUGGUACGACCUGGACGAGUGGGACUUGCCGUCAUUGUUCAGUUUUUCAUAAGUCACUGGAGCUACGGCAUCAACCAGAACACCAGCUGGCCAGCCAUCUCCUGCUACGUGUGUUCCCAUCUGGAGAAUGUCGCUUGCGAUAAGGACGUGACGAUCCUGAAGAAGGACGUCAAACGGCACGUGGCCAGCUUCGCCACGCAGCAGUUCCGCGGGAAGGCCGCGUGGAGCCAUGACGGGCUGGUGCUGCCGCUGCAGCCCUACUGCUAUACCAGCGUGGUACGCGUGCUGAAGGACGGCGAAGUCAUCAGCUUCUUCGAUCGGGGCGGCGCGUAUCCGGGCGCCGGGGAUGCCAGUGGCUGUGUCAAGGAGCACACGGAGACCAAACAGCAAUGGGAUGAGAACAACCAGCAUCCGGCGCUCAAGUACUACAUCUUCUGCCGUACUGCCUUCUGCAAUACGAUCACGAUGGAGAAGCUGGAGCAGCAGUGCUUUAAAAAUAACGAGCAGUUUGAUCCACCGGCGUUUUUGGGGCACGCUAAGGCUACCGAUGGAGCGGUGAGACAAAGCUUUCCUGGUGUUCACAUGAUACCAGUCAUUGCGACGCUUCUGGGCGUCGGCGUGUCAAGCUCGCUGUCCUCAGUAUGGCACGCGGUCGUUGCGCUGCUGUGGUCAUUCGAUCUCCACGGUGCACAGGCUCUGCGCUGCUUCUCCUGCGCCGACGACGGUGCCCGGACCGCGGCCUACCUGCACAACUGCUACAACGUACCGACCGCCAUGGAAACGGUCGACUGUCCCGACCGCUACCCGCCGCCCAACAACUACAAGAUGGUCCUGCGCCAGCAAGGCUACUGCGCCACCUGGUUGGAGCAGUUCCCCAACGGGGGCGGUCGCACCAACGUCAUCAGCCGCGGCUGCGUGUACCCGGGCGGCGAACCGGACAACUGUCUGCAGGUGGAUGCGGAGAUCCAGCGCCUUGUGGGCCCCGGCAUCGACUACAAUCCGGACGGCACCGUGGUCAUUACCUCUCUGGGUGGCUGGUUUGAUAAGAAGAAUCCGAACGGUGGACAGAAAACCAUAAUCCCCCGACUGCGCAUGGUGAAGUACUGCCGGUUUGACAAGUGCAACCAGAUAACCUAUAACGAACUGGUCCAGUGGUGUUUCGGUGGUGUUGGCAGCACGUUAACUACGCGGGAUUUGUCGGUACCGAUCACGACGCCAUCUACACGACUGCCGGUGACGUAUUCAAAAAAGGACGAAGACCGCAUCAAAGAAGAACGCCUGAAAAUGGAAAGAGAGUUUGUAAUAGCGUGGACACAAGAGCUGAAAAUACGGUACGAAUACUUUUUGAAGAUCAAACAGAAGUGGGAAGCGGAGAAGACUCCGACCGUCGCCAAAGAUAAGGAAAUCGAGGAGGAGGACUUCUUUGAGGUGACCACCAAGAGGAACACAAGGAUAAAUCACGCCGGACGACGCUCCAUAGAUUGGCUGUUAUUGGCACUGCCUAUGUGCGCGUGGCGCGGAACGUUAUUAGUUCAUGUAGUAUGAGUAGCACUCCCAGUUUUGCGGUAAUAUAUGGAAUGUUUUUCGUACCGAAAAAAAAAACUGGAACGCUUUUUCCCUUCAAGUAG